Molecule: messenger RNA, 1398 nt
Organism: Penicillium verhagenii
Lineage: Eukaryota; Fungi; Ascomycota; Eurotiomycetes; Eurotiales; Aspergillaceae
Product: DUF3984 domain-containing protein
Exons: 2
Coding region: 1-1398 (465 amino acids)
Source: RefSeq, a predicted model, not a curated record
AUGGAUUUCCACAACUCGGGCGGCUUUCCAAAGCGGCGUUCUUACCCCAACCUCCAACACAUCUCUCUCGCUCCACUUACACCCCGAUUCCCCAUCGGCGAUGAACCAACCGACUAUUUCAACUACCAUAGAGAAGACUCCCUGCUUGGGGAUGAUACCAUAACCCCAACAAGGUCAUCAUCCUACCUGUCCAGCGUCUCAGUACCCAGCACACCGCCAAUCCUCUCCCAUUCACGCAGCACAUCACGAACCCGCCAUCACUCCCGAAGCAAGAGCUUCAAUCCAGCUAGCGAUCCAAACCUGCACAGCAAAAGCAUCUCCAUUCCACUCCACCAUAGCAACAGCCUAGGACCGAAGAAACGUCCCAGUGCACUAGACAGCAACCAUAACCAUCGCAACCACCCAACCACCAAAUCCGACGCAGAAUGGCUACUUCGCGCCGGAAUCGCUAUCGCCUCCUCCACCCGCGAGGAGAAGGGCCAAAGCUGGCUCUACAAGCGUGAAAGCUCCACCAGCCUUGUAUCGGAGGUGCCAUUCGAUGAUCCCGCCGCUCCACCACAUCACCGACACCACCACCGUACUAAAUCGGGUACCUCGUCGCGGAAGUCGGCCUCCGGCACCUCGACGCCCGGCGCGUAUUCGCGUCGUAGCUCACGUUCGCGGGGUACUAGUCGCCAUGGCAGCCGUGCUGGUCUUACCAUGACCUCCAUCCCACCUCUAUCGUCUGCCCCAUCCGGCACAACGGCAUAUGGGAACAAGACUCAUAGCCCCAGUACGACGGGGGCUGUGACGCCCGAGACUCGGGGGCGGACUGGUGCAGCGGGGAUGGUUCCUGAUUUCGUGGAUGAGAGGAUCCGGGCUGAGAUGGAGUCUUUGCAGGAGGGCGAUCUUGAGCGGGAUCGGGGCCGGGAUUUAUUCGAUCAUGCCGAUUUGGGAGAAGAUCUGUAUGAGGAUGAGAACGAGUUUGAUUCCGAAGAUGAGUUCUCUGAUGAAUCGCAUGAGGAGUUUGAUGAGGCCGACUUGCAGAGUCUCACGCGGCAACGUGGGUUCGGACUUGGGAGCUGGAUCGACCGGUUAGUUGAGUGGACUUUGUUUGGCCUGGAUGAGUUGCCUAUCUCGCCAGGUCCUUCUUCUGCUACUAGAAUUGGUGCUUCUACAACAACAACUACUGUCACUUUUGAGGAACUCGAUACGUCUCUUCAUGGGGAGCAGGACCAGCAGGGGCAUGAUAUGUUGCUAUCGGCACCAGAGGGAGAUCUCCAGUCUUCAACAGAAGACAUUGAUGUUUACUCGCAUACAGAUGGCGAGUCUACUACCGAUAUUGAGAAACCUGGCGAUCACGGCGGCUGGGAAGAUGCAAGCUGGUUGUUCCGAGUCGUAAAGCGUGCAUUGGUAUGA